Messenger RNA from Babesia ovata, 5520 nucleotides. RefSeq names its product DNA polymerase I. The coding region runs from base 1 to 5520 and encodes 1839 amino acids. Gene Ontology annotation, molecular function: 3'-5' exonuclease activity; single-stranded DNA binding; 5'-3' DNA helicase activity. The record is from RefSeq and is a predicted model, not a curated record. The transcript has 4 exons. Lineage: Eukaryota; Apicomplexa; Aconoidasida; Piroplasmida; Babesiidae. Gene Ontology annotation, biological process: DNA-templated DNA replication.
AUGGAAUCCUGCGUAAAACACCGUUGUGCGAACGAAAAUGGCGCCUUCUGCGUUAUAAUUAAGUUUAAGUUGAAUAUUAGUUAUAUUACACGAGUUUGGUUCAACAGAGAUGCGACAGUUGAAGUUACCAUUACACGUAGUUUGUUAGUUUCGGCUCCCAGUGAUAAGCUGUCGCGCUGCUCGGCUGCACAGGGAGGUAUUGAUCGUCUGAAGGCGUUGGAUUCCAUGGAAUCUGACAGCAACAGCAGUUUAAAAUCGCAAUUUGAGGAUGGAGUGACCAGUAUAUCUGCCUGCAGUACCGAAGAUACAUUUAAAGUUGGCCGCAAAACACGAAGGUUGGCUGUACUGCCUUUUCUCUUCUGUUGGUUCUGUUUAGGUGUGUCGGUGUCUUCCGUCAACUGUUUGGGCGCCCACAAUGGUGUUCACACCUUACCUCGAAAAUUUUUCAAUACAAACUCGUUGAAGCAGCUGAGCGGAAAUCUUCUGUGCAGUUCUCCUACGGCAACUGCCAGUGCUGGGUAUGCAGACAGCUCUGGGAUUAUGCAAGGACCACUACCGCGGCUGCCGCGCCAAGGGGCGUUGGCGACGCUGCUGGGAUUUGGUGGCGGCCUAUACGAUAGAGCAACAUCUUUGGCGCGCGGAACGGGCCUAAAAGGCAGAACUGCAUUGCGUGCUAUCAGCAGUCACGGGGCUCCCGCUUUCAUAUGCGGCAGCUCUAGAGGUUGUUCGUCAGAUCCAACUAUAAAAGCAGCUGUAUCUAUCGCAAAUGUUGUCUCCGGUGACAUUUCACGCACCGGAAAAUUAUCGCAACUCAAUGAAGUCGAGACAGCAUCUGCCCGCGGAGAUGGGCAGUGGUCGAGUUUGUUUGCUUACGGCACAGACUACGGCUACCCGCGGAGUGACUACGAUAACAGCGCGUACAAUUCGCGUGGGGUGCAGGUUAUGCCCGAGCCAAGCGAAUACACGACCUUCGUGUCACACCACUAUCGCAUUUUAACGGGUGACAUCGUGGAGUACCUGCGACGGAAGCGUAUGGAGUACGUGGAGAGCCCGGUAAAGCUAACGCUUAAAUUCUGCCCGUUUUGCCCUCCUCACAAAUACAAGAGCGACAACUUGUACAAGCACGAGAUCUUCAAGAACUCCGGCAACUCAUACUGCCAUCGUUGCGGCUACAGGGGCAGCCUAUACGACUUCAAGGCGGCCAUGGGCGACCUUCCCGGUGGCAUGAUAGAGGAGGCUAUGAACCCAUCGUUCAGUGGCAACCCAUUCAGCCUACCCAUGACCCCUGAGCCGGCAGUGACUUUAACCAACAUCACCCAGUACGAGCACAACCUCUUCCACGGCGAGAGGUACAAACCGGUGCUGGACUACCUGACGGAGACUCGCGGCAUUUCCAUUGAGACACUAAAGCGGUAUCGCGUGGGUGCAGGUGAGUUCAGUUUUACCCUUGGGGUUGGCAAGGGUGAAAGUGAGCUUUGUGUCGUGUUCCCUUGGCUGAUGGGCAAGGCCAACAGCGGCAAUUCCGAGCUCGUUGUCAAUCGCAUAAAAGUGCGUUCCAUUCAAGACAAGUCGCGUAUGAAACUUGUGCCUCGUGGAGGCGGUUGGGGCAUGUUUGGUGAGCACCUGCUGGCGUCCGAGUUGGCCAAGUCGGGUGAAGGCCCGUCCUCUGUGGUACUGACUGAGGGUGAAUUUGACGCAAUGGUUGUGAACCAAACCACCGGCCGGGUAGCCGUGUCGCUCCCCAACGGCUCGAACUCGCUGCCAGUAGCGCUGCUGCCUCGGUUGGAGAAGGUUGACCAGAUUUACCUCUGGAUGGACUUUGAUGCUGCCGGCCAGGGCAGCGUCGACCACUUCGCCAGCAAGCUGGGAAUCCAGCGCACUCGAGUGAUACGCGAUGUUUUCGAGGUGCCGAGGGAUAAUAGCUCCAGCCGCCCGCCAAAGGAUGCCAAUGAGAUAUUCCUGCGUGGCCUCAGCGUGCAGAGCUACGUGGACGCUGCAGCGCCGAUGUCCCAUUCCCAGAUUUUGAACUUCAAUGACAUUCGCCAGAAUGUAUUUGAGGAACUCUCUAACCCUUGUGCAACGUCCGGGAUAACUUCCAUAACGCUACCCGGGUUGUCCCAACUGCUGAAGGGCCACCGGCGCGGCGAGUUGUCCGUAUGGACUGGUGCAACAGGUUCUGGGAAGACUACCAUAUUGUCCCAGCUCUCUCUAGACUAUUGCAUGCAGGGCGUAAGCACGCUUUGGGGCUCUUUUGAGAUAAACAAUGUACGUUUGGCGAAGACGAUGUUGCGCCAGUUCAGCGGCCGCAACCUUGAGACCUCGCUGGAGGAUUUCAACUACUACGCCGACAAGUUUUCCGAGCUUCCUCUGCGCUUUAUGAAGUUCCACGGAUCAACUUCCAUCGACCAGGUCAUCGACGCAAUGGACUAUGCGGUUUAUGUGCAUGACGUACGCCACAUCAUCAUCGACAAUCUCCAGUUCAUGUUGAGUGGGCAGAACUCACGCGUUGGUGAGAUAUGGGAGAUCCAGAAUAAAGCGAUUGAAAAGUUCAGGCGCUUCGCGACCAACAAAAACGUGCAUGUUUCUUUGGUGGUGCACCCGCGUAAGGAGGCUGAUGGCACCGCCCUGGGCAUGUCGAGCGUCUUCGGAUCUGUAAAAUCCACUCAGGAGGCAGACAAUGUGUUGAUUCUGCAGAAUGUUGUGGGAGAGAAUCGAUGCAUCGAUGUAAAGAAGAACAGGUUUGCUGGUAACCUUGGCCGGGUAACAUUCCGCUUUGACCCUUUGAGCCUAACGGCUGAGGAGCUGAAGGUCACGGAGUUCGUGUUGGAGGCGUCAAAGACUACUCCCACUGAGGUUAAAACUUCUGCCAAGGCAUUCGACAAGCUGCGCCCUCCCGAGCCUCGCCGUUCCACUGCCAAGGUGGCAGUUACCAUCGACCGUUCCACCCAUCCUUUUGCCUACUCGAGCGCUGCUCCCGUAUUUGCCACUUCGCAGCUUGUUUCAAGCAAUGUAUCACCCUCAAGUUCGCGUCCGAUGACCACGUACCGUCUGAACAGUGUGAUGCACGAGGAACGUAACCAAACGGGCUUCGUUCACGAUUCUGACCUAGAGGAAAACCAGAAUCAAGGCUGCUUCGCAUUGGGAGAUCUUUUUGUGUCACCCAGUGACAGCCCCAAUCCCACAGAGUCGAGUUCGUCUUCCGUAGUCUCCGAAGGUUCAACCGUCUCUACCACCGGCUCUUCUGAAUCAACAGCGGAUAAUCCUCCCGUUAAUAGCAGCACAGCAGAGGUGCCGAAACGCGGAAGAAAGCCUAAAACGACCGAAACGACGGUUGCGGUAGACGAGGAAACUAUAACCAUGCGUGGCAAGUCUGUGACGCGUUCUUCCUCCAUUAAGGAAUAUCGGGAGUUCAUCAAGGCCAACGGUUUGGGCGAAAUGAUCAAGACCGCUGGAAAGGGCAUUGUGAAAACCGACAUCUACGACAAGAUCAAGCAACACGUUCCGCCGUCUAGCAUUUCGAACAGCGCUCAGCAAGCUGCCCCAAGUUCGGCCCCAGUAUCUAACACAAGCUCCCUGGAUUUCGGCGUGUCAACUGUGGAACCUUUGCUGACUCAGAAGGAAGUUGAUGUGGAUAUUUUUGACGAUAUCGACGAUUUCCGUUCACGCAUGCUGCGGCGCACAGGGCCUGGGGCUUUGCUAUCGAAAGCUGGUGUAAAACCAGUCGGCACUGUAAAGCUUCCAGUCCACACUUUAGUCGAGGACCAAGACGAGCUGCUAUCCAAAGGCAUAAUCUACGUGCGGGAUGUUGAGUUAUUGGAACGUUUGGCCCCACUGUUCGAAAACACGAAGUUGUGCGCGCUGGAUAUUGAGACCACAGGCCUGAGCCACCGCGGCGACAACAUCCGUCUGCUGCAGAUAUCUACCCCUGAUCAGCCUGCGGUGAUUAUCGACGUGUUCAAGGUAUCUUUGGAGGCUUUACGUGAGUGCAAAUGGCUGCGUUCGUUACUGAGCUCUUCCGCCGUAAAGGUUCUGCACAACGGGAAGUUCGACAUCAACUUUUUGUCCUUCAACGGCUUGCCUGUAAAGGGCGCCGUCUUCGAUACGAUGAUCGCGGCGAAGUUGCUUAGUGCGACGCGUUUCAACUGGAGUUGCAAGUUGGGUCAUGUUGCUGAGCGCUACCUAAACAUUGCGUUGGACAAGUCCCAGCAAUUUUCCGACUGGACACUGGAGCCACUUUUCGAGGAGCAGUUGAUAUAUGCAUCUCGCGAUGCGGCUGUUCUGCUCCCGCUGUACUUCGUGCUGCAGGAGAAGCUGAAAAGCGAGCGUUUGGACUCCAUCGCGUCGAUUGAGAACAAGUGCGUGUUGGCGGUCUGCCAAAUGGAGCAGAAUGGCAUAAGGGUAGACAGGCAAAGGCUGGAGUCGCUGCAGCAGGAGCUUAAUAGCGAGAAUGAAGUUGCAAUGAAGCGACUGGGCGAGACGUUGGGCGUGUCCAGUAACGCCAACUUUAACUACAACUCACAGCGCCAGAUAUUGCAGGCACUACAGAACCUUAAUGUGAUGGACAAGUCGCGUCGUAUGUUGAUACAGGACACCUCUGAGCGAACUCUUGCACGCAACACCUACCAUCCCGCAAUAGAGGCAUUACGGGAAUAUCGCAAGGCCAACAAGGCUGUCACGGCGUUCACCGAGAAGAUUCCGAACCACAUCGACGCCACCACUGGCAGGAUAUACCCGAACAUCAACCAGAUAGGCGCGGAAAGUGGCCGUUUCAGUUGCGAUAACCCCAACCUGCAGCAGAUUCCGCGUGACCACAGAUUCCGCGAAUGCUUCGUUGCCGACCCCGGUCACAAGUUCGUCAUUGCGGACUUCUCGCAAAUCGAGUUGCGUAUUGCGGCUGAUAUUGCCGAGGACAAAAAGAUGAUAGAGGCGUACAACAGUGGGCAGGAUCUGCACGCACUAACUGCAAGUCUGGUUAAGGGCAAACCCAUAGCCGAGGUGACCAAGGACGAGCGCCAGCUGGCGAAGGCUGUGAACUUCGGUUUGAUCUUCGGGAUGUCGCUGGCCGGCUUCCGCAACUACGCUGAAGUUGGUUACGGCGUGCGCCUGGGCAUGAACGAGGCUCGUGAAAUCUACGAUUCGUUCUUCCGCAACUACAGCGGCAUUGCCAAUUGGCACGAGCGCAUGAAGAACACCAAGCCGAUGUCAGUGCGUACUCUGAGCAAUCGUUUGUCCAUAUUUGACCAGUUCUCUUUCACUCGCUCGCUGAACUACCCCGUCCAGGGCACAUCGGCUGACAUCACAAAGGAGGCCAUGGCGCUACUGGUCGACCGCGUCGAAGCGUUUGGCGGCCGUAUGGUGCUCUGUAUACACGAUGAGAUCAUACUGGAGGUGCCGGACGAGCACACCGACGAGGCGUUGCGCGUGCUAGUCGAUACUAUGGAGGCGGCUGGUAACAAGUUCCUGCGCUACGUGCCCUGCGAAGCCGUGGGCUCUGUGGGCAGCAGUUGGGCGGACAAGUGA